This is a messenger RNA of Xiphophorus maculatus (southern platyfish), 1844 nucleotides long. Its product is annotated as zinc finger and BTB domain-containing protein 6-like. Gene Ontology annotation, molecular function: DNA-binding transcription factor activity, RNA polymerase II-specific; protein binding; RNA polymerase II cis-regulatory region sequence-specific DNA binding. The transcript has 3 exons. Gene Ontology annotation, biological process: regulation of transcription by RNA polymerase II. Lineage: Eukaryota; Metazoa; Chordata; Actinopteri; Cyprinodontiformes; Poeciliidae. The record is from RefSeq and is a predicted model, not a curated record. Bases 127 to 1494 code for a protein of 455 amino acids.
UUUUCUUAAGUGCAUAAAAUCUGAAAAAAGUAAUUUAGUUCCUUUUUCUACCAAUAAAGUUGAAGAAGAGUCGUUUUGUUUACUAUAUCUGGAUUACCCUGCAGAACAAGAUAAAGGAAGAUCAUCAUGUCAAGCUCCUGUGACACUUUGUACUUCAGUCUGCCUGCCCAUGGGAGCUCUGUCCUGCACAAGAUGAAUGCUCUAAGAGAAGACCGUCGGUUCUGUGACAUCACGCUCAUCUUCAGAAGCCAAAACUCCUCUGCGGAACAGUGUGUCCACUUCCACGGACACAGGGUGGUGCUUGCAGCAUCCUCUGAUUUCUUCCGCGAUCAGUUCCUGCUCUAUGAAGACCAGGCAGAGAUGAGUGUGACUGCAGUUGCCAGUGCGAGAGUGGCGAAGACGCUGCUGCUGUCCUGCUACACUGGACUUCUUGAGGUACCUUUGGCAGAACUGGUCAGUUACCUGAGCACAGCCAGCAUCCUCCAGAUGAGCGAGGUGGUAGAGAAAUGCAGUCAAGCUGUGUUGCAGUUCCUUAAACCCAUUAUGUUUUCCAAUAAACCUUCAAGUUGCUCCAAGCAAACUGAAAACCAGCAGCCAGAGAGAAGCUGGCUAUGCUCCAGUUUUGAAAAUCGGAGGGAAAAGGAUGUGGCCCAGCCCAGCACCAGCAUCCAGGAAGAUAAGACAAAGGAGGAAGGAGUGGUUCUUGGUCCGGCAAUGGAUGGGGUCAGCCACGAAUCUAAGGUGGAUAAUGAAAAUACAUAUGUGACUAUAGAAGACAUGAAGUUUGUGAAACCUAAAUUGGAGUCAUCAGAGGAUCAAAAAUUUGAGCUUGACACUUUGAAGUCAGAGCAAGGUGUGAAAAACCCCACAACAGCUCUCAAGGAUGAAGUUUUUCAAGACCUCAUUUCAUUCCCAGGUUUAGAGAUUAGAAGUGCUGCAGAUCACGUAAAGCUGGUGGACAUCUCCCAAAAACAACACAAGCAAGUAGGACAUGAAGAAAAACAAGAUAAAAACAUUUAUGCACACAAAGGCCAACUGGAACAUGGUGGAGACCUGAUAGAUUCCAAAAUAUCUAACCUCUCCGAGGCACAGUCGACAAAGACUGGUGAAGAUGUACUAAUAGGGGCUUCACACAGCGUCCUAGUUGAGAGACCCUACCUGUGCAGAAAGUGUGACAAAAUCUUCCAGCACCUUGAGAACUACAUGGGCCACCUGAAGGAACACAGACAGUAUUCCUGUUUGGUCUGUGGGGAGGGCUUUUCCCAGAAGAGCAAACUGACCCGGCACAUACGUGUUCAUCCUGAUGUCAAGCCCUUCAGGUGUCCACUGUGCCAUGAAACAUUCAUCCAAAAGGGUUGGCUGCAAGAACACCUCAACCUGCACACAGGGCACAGGCAUAGUCUGAACCCAGCAAACAAGUCAGAUUUUACAGGCCUAAAGGGAGAGAAAAAUGGCCUGACAGAUGUGUUGGAGAAAGGUGGAGGAGCAAGUUAGGAUUAAAAUGUGAUCAUUGCUGUUUGUUCUGACUGCUUGUAUCUUUUUUUUGUUGUUGUCUUUUUUGGAAAUCUGGUCCCAACUUCAAUUGUAGAAAAAAUAUGCACAUGCAAAAAGACAGAUUUUUUUUUUCAGUCCCUCAAAAAUGUUAUAUAAGACUCCAAAGAUGAAAAGAGUGUGUGCCUCAUAUCUCAGAGGUUUUUCCAUGCUAGAUAUCUUUGGUCAAGGUUAUUUUCAUUUAGUUGUGAAUUCGUUUGGUGUUCGAAAUGAGCAUGAUUGCCUAUUGGCUCUGUGAUUGAUGUCUCAAAAUAUUUUAUUCACUCAAUAUGCACAUUGCUAAAUUAUGCUGU